Molecule: messenger RNA, 1041 nt
Organism: Papaver somniferum (opium poppy)
Lineage: Eukaryota; Viridiplantae; Streptophyta; Magnoliopsida; Ranunculales; Papaveraceae
Exons: 2
Coding region: 151-681 (176 amino acids)
Source: RefSeq, a predicted model, not a curated record
CUUAUCUUUCUACUAGACCAAUGCCAAUGGCUGCUUCUUUUAGUUCUGCAACAAAGCUCACCUCCCUAUCAAUCUUUUUCUUGGCAAUAAUUCUAUUAUUUCUCACAAACUCCUCCAUAUCUGAACCAACAGACCCAACUCCACUCCAUUAUGAUAUAUAACACCAGUGGUACAAAUCAAAUUUUUGAUCUCUGGUAUGAUUAUCCCAAUGGAAGAAACUUCAACAUCAUUCAAAAUCAAUUGGGUGAGCUUCUAUAUGACUUAGAAUGGAACAAUGGCACUAAAUUUGUUUACACUCUUGAUGCCAACAAGAAAUGCCAAACCGUGAAGGUUGGUUUUGGUAUUCUUACACCUGACUGGCUUGAUGGUGCAAAUUAUUUGGGACAACGAAGAAUGGAUGGGUUUCUUUGUAAUGUCUGGGAGAAAGUUGAUUUCAUUUGGUAUUAUGAAGAUGUUGUCACUAAGAGACCUGUUCAUUGGGCUUUCUACACUGGAAUGGAAGGUCAUUUGAUGACGUUUGAGGUUGGAGCUGUGCUGGAAGAUGCAAAAUGGCAAGCGCCUGUUUACUGUUUCGAGUCCGGUGAGCAAGCAGAUGAUAGCUCGCAACUUAACUCUGUAGUUGAUAACAGUGGUCCAGCAGAGGAUCUUUUUAAAAGAAAAAUGUUGAUUCAGGAAUUUUGAGAGUUAGACUGAAGCUUCAAACAAGAGGGACUGAACUGAAUGAUUCUCAUGCCAAAAUGUAGUGUACUUACCUUCUAGCUACUUUGUUUACAUUGGUGUAUGCCACUCUAAGGAGAGGAUUAAAAUGUUUAAUUUUCCUUUCAUCUUCAUGGAAUGAUUCGAGACGGCAGUUUCUGUAAUACGCUUAAAAUGGCAUUCUCAAACAAAAAAAUGGUUGUUAAUCAAGUUUGAUACUCAAACCCUGCCCAGCUAUGUAUUGUCUUGAAAUGUCUGCAAGAUUAUUAUCUACGUUUGCUCUUUCUGCUACUGGCAUUGUUGAUUGUUUGCUUAUGAGGUACACAGUUGUAAACCAAUGCAACC